This is a messenger RNA of Botrytis cinerea B05.10, 1238 nucleotides long. RefSeq lists its product as hypothetical. The transcript has 5 exons. The record is from RefSeq and is a predicted model, not a curated record. NCBI's taxonomy places the organism in Eukaryota, Fungi, Ascomycota, Leotiomycetes, Helotiales, Sclerotiniaceae. Gene Ontology annotation, molecular function: carbon-sulfur lyase activity. Bases 387 to 878 code for a protein of 163 amino acids.
GAAUAUCGACCAUUUUCAAACUUAAAUAUAUAACUAUAUAACAUAUAUAUAACAUAUAUAUAUAUUCUUGUAGAGAGGAUAUCCUUAUGUUCAAGAAUCUCAUAGAGAGCUUUCGCUAUCCUACACAACUUACAACUUCCGAGUACAACGACAAUAUCGAUUUUACGUAUAGAUGAUUCGAAAUCAAGAUAGCUCGUCGGGGAAAAGAGACAUUCGGAGCGCGAAUCUCUUAGAUAUAUAUGUAUUCUACCCCCCUCUUUGGUUUGUUAGUUAUCUAUCAACGUCUGUUCAAAGACUCGUGAUAUCUCCUUGCCCAUUCUUGAGUGUUCUUAUACAGAGAGGCCUACUUCGACAAUUGAAAAUCCGGUCAAUCUUUUCACUUCAUCAUGUUACCUCCCGCGCAGGCAGAAUCCAAAACCGUAACCCAUACAUACAAGCCUUUUUCCGGAGAAUUCUUUGGACGGGUCGAGGAGACCUCGGAUGAGGAACGCACUACGCACGAGGGGGGUUGUCAUUGUGGUGCUGUUACCUUUACUGUAACACUCAAAUGGCCAUUUCCUAAGUACACUGUUAAUUCAUGUACCUGUUCAAUCUGUACUCACAAUGGAUAUUUAUUAGUUUAUCCCAUGAGACAAGAUGUUAAAUUCUCAGGUGAUUCGGAGGAAAAUAUGGGCUCUUAUAAAUGGAGACACAAAGUUGCAGAUCAUAGGUUCUGCAAAACUUGCGGGAGUAGCAUUAUGAUUGAUCUACGUCGACCAGAGAUAUUUGGAGAAACGGAUCCGAGAAAGGAUAUGGUGGGCAUCAAUGUACGAAACUUCAAAAACAUCGAUCUUGAUGCACUGAGUUAUACGUAUUUCGAUGGGAAGAACCUCAUCUAAUCUGGCAAUUCUGAUGCGCAAGCUGGACACGUUUUAGUGCCGUCUGUGGAGGGGAUCUAAAGAUUAUCUCAAGGUAAGAGGCUUGUUGUCUUGGAGUUCUUCAAUGAAGCCUUUGUAUUCAUUACCGAGUCGGACUUAUAAAAUGCUGUAAAAUUACAGACUAGCAUCUGCAAAUUAUGUGCAAGGAGGAAGGAUGCAUUCGUAAGACGUAGCAUUUAUAUGUUGGUUCCUCAGAUUUUAUGUACAUCAUUCAUAUAAAAGCGCGGAGAAUAGAAUUUCUGCUUUGGUAUUCCACUAUCUGCUCCAAUCAGACUUCGCAUGCUAGAUUAUUGUUAUUAUGCAUUGAAAUCUCAUAGUUCA